Molecule: messenger RNA, 1707 nt
Organism: Fonsecaea multimorphosa CBS 102226
Lineage: Eukaryota; Fungi; Ascomycota; Eurotiomycetes; Chaetothyriales; Herpotrichiellaceae
Exons: 5
Coding region: 1-1707 (568 amino acids)
Source: RefSeq, a predicted model, not a curated record
AUGAAUGAAUAUGGCACCGUCAGUCGUGUCUCCCUGCCAUCGAGGCUGUCGGCAUCGAGGCUGAAACGCAAUUGGUUUCGACGGGGUAGUCUGAACAACUCCGCAACCGAAAAUUUGGAUGCUGCUGCUACAGUUUCGACAGGCGAUGCUGCGUUCAAGCAGAGCCUUGACACUCAACUCCUUGCCCAAGUCAAAGACACCAAGGAAGAGGUUGAAAGGCAGAUAGAUGACGCGAGAACGGCGUAUAUGAGCUGGCUUGAGGGGAGACAAACCGGCUCGAGGCGAUAUGGAACUGCGUUCCAGGUAUUUAUAACCCGGUUCUCUAACUUUCUCACAGCGUACUCGGGAAUCGUCGAAGUGGUCAAAAAUGCGAGUGCUCCAUACGGAAAUCUGGCCUAUGGAACGCUGUCGCUCCUCUUGAUUGUUGUGGUCAACAAGACGGGCAACGAUGAGAAGAUUGCAAAGGCACUCGCUGAAUUAGAGUAUUCAUUUCCACGCUUGAAUCUCCUCUCCGACAUCUAUCCAGAGCCGCAGAUUGAGAGGCUGGUAGCCGAGGCAUACAGAGAUAUGGUCGACUUUGCCAGGAAGGCUGUGUUGUACUACAUGAGUACAUCCAUGAGAUUGCUCGCGGCCGGAGACCCACAGCAAGAGCUCGAAUUCAAUAUGUCAAUCGAAGGUCUUCGGCGCAAACUUGUCGAAGUCAAUCUCGAGAGCACCGUUCUGCUUCACCGCAGAGCUAAACAUAUCGAAGAGCAGAAUGAAAAACUGCUGCGGGGAAACAAGGAACUCAAACAUCAGAUGAAAGUCAUAGAAGAUCUCAACAUCGAUCUGCGAUCACAGCUUGACCGUCUGCGGAGAACCCUCCACGAUGAACACGUGCAAAGAGACCGGAAAGAAUUGGCCAAGUUCCGGGCAUUGGUCAAUGUCCCGGAAGCAAGCGAUCACACAAACAUACAGUCCUGCAAGCGGACCCUCGGAGGAGCGUUCCCUGUGCUGGUGGGUGCGAAGCCUGGGAAAAUCGCACGGUGGUACUCGCAGUUGACCCCGGAUAUAUUGAACAACGAAGAAUCUUACCGCGUUUGGUUGGAUAGCGACCACUCCUGUUUGUUGGUCUUGGGCGGCACCAGCCUCAUGGAGGGUCGAUCCAACAUAAGUACGUGCUCCUGGCUGUCCCCAGCUGCCAUCUAUGUGGCAGAACACCAGCUUUCUGAAGACAGACACGUGGCAUUUUAUUGCUGCCAUCCACAGGUCCUCUCCGAGAGGUGUGGCGUCCAAGAAGCUAUCUUGAGCCUCGUGUGCCAAGUGAUAGGGUGGCAGCCUGACAUUUUGCGCCAAAAUCCGAGUUUCCUGUCUUUGGCACGAACAAUCUCCUGGAAGGAUGCCAGUGAUGAUGUUGUGAAUGCGAUAUUCAAACUGCUGAGCGACCUUCUUACCGAACUCCAUUUACAAGAGCCGGUGUACAUCAUUUUGGAUCGGGCGGACCAGUGUGAAUACCAGUCGUUCCAGCUGAUCCGGAAACUGAUGGAGGUGAUUCAGAAAGCACGGAGUAUGGUGAAGAUCAUGGUAGUGAUAGACUCGGCGCUCUGGGGAAUCGAUUCCUGGUUAUGCGACGGCUUAAAGGAAGACUCUGGUGGUUUUCUCGUGGGGAGAUGGGAUUGGAACCAGCAGCAGGUUGGAUUCCUUGAUCUCAUGAGCCUCCCCAACUAG